This is a messenger RNA of Cylicostephanus goldi, 1328 nucleotides long. The record is from the annotation of a GenBank genome assembly. Lineage: Eukaryota; Metazoa; Nematoda; Chromadorea; Rhabditida; Strongylidae.
CACUCCAUCGAAAGGUAGCAAUUCAGGUGUCAGUUAUGUUGCAACAUUUCAAGCAAUGGAUCAAGUGUAUGUGUACCUGUCUUGUAAGACCGCAUACCUUUGAUACGAUAGAUCUCACACAUCCUGCUGUGCAGUUACCAGAAGAGACUGUUAUAGAAUCGUAUCUUCAACAAUGCUAUUAUGUGCAAUCGGUAAUGUUAUACCCUCCAAGUGGAGCUAUGGAUGCACCGAAGUACACUUUGAUUCCAAGAGCAAGCCAGUCAUUAAAAACCUUCCAAGAAAUCCCCAUGUUGGUCAUUUUCUUGUAUCAGCACCACAAAGCAGGAGUACAAGCCGAGGUAGGGGCCAGCAAAAUCUUCCACAAAAGCUCGAAUCUAUCUCGCUCUGAAAUUUCUUUCCUCAUUUUUCAGGCCAUGGAAUUUCUGCUUUGCUGUCUCGACUUUUUGAGCAUACAAAUAUCUGCUGAACAGAAAGCGGAUGAGAAGUAUAACAAAACUCUAGCAGAUGAUUUCUACACCGCACAAUCGAAAAUGCUUGCUUACCUGAGCAUUAUGGGAAAGAUACGCGAGUUUAUGGAGCAGAUCUUGGCAAACGGUGAUAGAUUCAUCAACGGUGUACUCAGCCUCCUAGAACAAUGUCCAGCCGAACUGAUUGUUGUGAGAAAAGAUGUCUUGAUCACACUGAAGUUUUUCUUCAUCUCUGAUCUCCGCCCAAAAUUUAUCCAGCUUCUACCUCGGUUGCUAUCUGAAGUCGCCCUUAUCGGCUCUGGAUAUACAGCAGUGGAUCACUUGAGCGUAGCUUUCGUCUUCUGCCGCGAAAUGCAUGAUAAUCUUUUACCAUACCAGAUACAAGUCAUAUGUGCCAGAAUGCUGAGCAGUGUGUUGGAAGGGCUGACGAAGCAUGCGAAAGAAGGUGAAGCGGAAUCAUGGCACUAUGAAAAUGGAGGAAAGAUAUUUAUCCGUAACUUACAUGGUAUCGAUGGUGAAUUGUGGACCCGUGAUCUCAUCCUUAUGAUCUUGGAAAGUCUUGUUGUGAAGCUGAAAAUGAUUGCUGUUUAUCACUUACCACUACUCUUCAAGCAACAUGCUGCAGAAAUCAAUUAUGAUUACAAAUCGUGCGAUAGAGAUGGUUCUCUGCUCAGCUCAGAGACUCUGGAAAACGAAAAGAGCGAUGAUGUUAUACGAGAAGAAGUUCGUAGAUGUUCAAUUGACACUGCACCUGAAAUGGAGAUAGGACCUGCUGAACCACCUCAACCUCCAGCACCCACAUUACCCCCGCCGAAGGAGAAUGAGCACAGAAAAUCAAGUCCUAGCACUAUUCUCACUCAG